AUGUGCGAUUUCCCAAACUUAGAAUGCCGGUAUCUCCUUAUUUUUGAAUCUUCAGUAUGUAUAAAUACCGGCCUUCUUCAUGGCAGUACACUUCAGAAAGUUAUCACAGUUUACAGCCUUUUAGAAACCAAUCUUUGCUGUUUCAACAUGCCUUCCAUGUUCCUUGCCGUGAGAAACAUCAAGCCGGAACACCAGCAAAGGGCAAUACGAGUGAGAGCAGUUCGUGUGUUUGAAGUUCCUGAAAAAAGGGGAGAAGGUCAGGUUAGUAAGAGCAUGGAAGUUGUGUUCCAUGAUGAAGAGGGAGACUACAUUCAUGCGAGUAUCAUCAAGAAAGACAUUGUCAAGUAUAAAGAUAUAAUCAAGGAAGGGAAAAUUUAUGAAAUAAAGAACUUCAUGGCCUCUACAAACUACUACGUGUACAAGAUUACAGAGCAUGGUUUCCUGCUGAAAUUUAACUACAGAACACAAGUCAAGGAAAUACAUUCUACUGGCUUUCCUUGCAAAAUGUUUAGAUUAAAGAGUUUUGUGGCUUUGAAAGAUCCUGAGGAUGUCAAUGACAAGGAGCUGAUUGAUGUUAUUGGAAGGGUAACUGAGAUUUACAAUCCCGUUGACAAGAUUGUGGGGGGAAAGGCUACCAAACUAAUAGACUUCCAACUUGAAGACAAUGUUGAUAACACCAUCAUGUGUACACUGUGGAAUGAACAUGUUUCUUCCCUGAUGCCUUUUUACAAUAGUGAUUCUAAAGAACCACUGAUUGUUGUAAUUCAAUGCUGUAGGGCCAAAGUUGUGGGUGGUGAAGUGAGAAUAACCAGUUCCUAUGAUGCUACGAAGCUGUGGUUUAAUGAGGAUUGGGAAGAGUUUAAAGAGUUUAGGUCAAACAUGAAAGCUCAGGGUACUCCAAUGCGGAGUCUCAGUACUGGCACACUGCAUUCCAACUCUACAGGCAUUAGUGAUUUUCAUAAUGCUUCUGUUAUUGUGACUAACUGCCAUGACAUUAAGAAGGUGAAAGAGGAUGGGGACUAUUAUGUUGCUGCUGAGAUUCUCGGGUUAGAUUUUGAGGAUGGUUGGUACUACUUAUCAUGCCUGAAACUUGGAUGUAAUAAGAAGCUUAAAGAACAGGAAGGGACACUUUUCUGUACUAAGUGUAAGAAGAAUUGUAUGAUGGGUCAAGUUAGGUACAAAGUUGUUGUUAUUGCUCUUGACAAGUUUGGAGAUGCUCCAAUGUUGCUUUGGGAUAGGGAAGUUACAGAGCUUGUGGGUAUUCCUGCCUCUAUUUUGUAUGCAAAAUACAAGGAGCUUGAUGUUGAAGUGCCCCCUGAAUUGGAUGCUAUAGUUGGUAUGAAGAUGCUGUUUAAGAUCAACUUCAAACUUGCCCAAUAG
This is a messenger RNA of Ipomoea nil (Japanese morning glory), 1380 nucleotides long. RefSeq lists its product as uncharacterized. The transcript is spliced from 8 exons. The coding region runs from base 1 to 1380 and encodes 459 amino acids. Gene Ontology annotation, molecular function: DNA binding. Gene Ontology annotation, biological process: DNA replication; DNA repair; DNA recombination. Gene Ontology annotation, cellular component: nucleus. Lineage: Eukaryota; Viridiplantae; Streptophyta; Magnoliopsida; Solanales; Convolvulaceae. The record is from RefSeq and is a predicted model, not a curated record.